AUGAUCCGCGACGAGGAGAGCAAGGCGCCACCAGCCAUGGUGAGCGGCGGGGCCUUUGAGGGCUCCCAGGACGGGCCCUUCGGCCAGGGCUACGGAGAGGGCAUCAGCGCCGGGUCUGACUGUGAGGACUGGAUCGUGAGCCGUGACAAGCACAAGUACGACGAGAUCUUCUACUCCAUGAAUCCCAUCAACGGGAAAAUCAGUGGAGUCAAUGCCAAGAAGGAGAUGAUGAACUCCCGUCUGCCAAACACAGUCCUGGGGAAGAUCUGGAAGCUAGUGGACUGUGAUAAAGACGGCAUGCUGGAUGACGAGGAGUUUGCCCUGGCACAGCACCUGAUCAAGGUGAAGCUGGAGGGGUACGAGCUGCCCACUGAGCUACCUCAGCACCUGGUGCCUCCCACUCACAGGAAUAACGAGGUCGCUGACAUCCUCUACAACCACGACGCGGAUUAA
Coregonus sp. 'balchen' is the source of this 453-nucleotide messenger RNA. The record is from the annotation of a GenBank genome assembly. NCBI's taxonomy places the organism in Eukaryota, Metazoa, Chordata, Actinopteri, Salmoniformes, Salmonidae.